Messenger RNA from Lontra canadensis (Northern American river otter), 1152 nucleotides. RefSeq names its product mediator complex subunit 20 (gene MED20). Gene Ontology annotation, biological process: regulation of transcription by RNA polymerase II. The transcript has 6 exons. Gene Ontology annotation, cellular component: mediator complex. Lineage: Eukaryota; Metazoa; Chordata; Mammalia; Carnivora; Mustelidae. The coding region runs from base 88 to 726 and encodes 212 amino acids. Gene Ontology annotation, molecular function: transcription coactivator activity. The record is from RefSeq and is a predicted model, not a curated record.
UGCAUUAGGGGGGAUUCGCCUAGUGUGGGCGGCCGGAGACCGCUGUGAUUCAACUGUUUGUUCCUGUCACACUCCUGGCCCGGUACCAUGGGAGUGACUUGUGUGUCCCAGAUGCCUGUGGCUGAGGGCAAGAGUGUCCAGCAGACGGUGGAGCUCCUCACCCGGAAAUUGGAGAUGCUUGGGGCAGAGAAGCAAGGAACAUUUUGUGUGGAUUGUGAGACCUACCACACAGCUGCCUCCACUCUUGGCAGCCAAGGUCAGGCUGGGAAGCUGAUGUACGUGAUGCACAACUCAGAGUACCCUUUGAGCUGCUUUGCCCUCUUUGAGAAUGGCCCUUGGCUUAUUGCUGAUACCAACUUCGACGUGCUCAUGGUGAAACUCAAGGGCUUCUUCCAGAGUGCCAAGGCCAGCAAGAUUGAGACACGGGGUACCCGUUACCAGUACUGUGACUUCCUAGUGAAGGUGGGCACAGUCACCAUGGGGCCCAGUGCCCGGGGCAUCUCCGUAGAGGUGGAGUAUGGCCCCUGUGUGGUAGCCAGCGACUGCUGGAGCCUGCUGCUCGAGUUCCUACAGAGUUUUCUAGGCAGCCACACACCAGGGGCUCCUGCAGUGUUUGGGAACAGACACGAUGCCGUCUAUGGCCCAGCAGAUACCAUGAUCCAGUACAUGGAACUCUUCAAUAAGAUCCGGAAGCAGCAGCAGGUGCCGGUGGCUGGGAUUCGUUAGUGACUGGUGGCUGCCUAGCUGAGCUCUGUCACCAGGGGGUCGGUGCAGGAAGAGCAGGGGCUGCACCCUGAGACCCCUGGACCCCAGAAACCCAGGGCAGACAUGGAGGCUUCUCUCCCUCCUCUCAGCUGUGACUUUUGUUCUGGGGAUCUGGACUCCCCUCCCCUGACCCUCACAUACAGCCCCCCAGCAGCUGCUUCACCCUACGCCUUACUGGACUUGGCCUGUUCUCAAGAAUGGUAAUUACGAAGAGUGGAGAUGUGAGGAGCUUUCCUGCUUUAGGGAAAAGAUUCUUUGGAUGGGAAGAGACCUUGAAAGGACCUCUAGUUUAUCCUGCAACUUCAGUCAAUAUCCCACUUAAAUCAUCCCAGGUAAUAGAGAAGAGGAAACCUAAUCAAUGGCUGUGGAAUGAUACGGAAGAAGAUG